AUGAAUGAGAAGGGAAGCCCAAAUCCUGCUACAGUUCAUCUUCAACCUGCAACAGUUCAUGUUCAUGAACCUGCUACAGUUCAUGUUCAACCUAUCAACCAAACAACCCAGAACCCUCAGCCGAUGCUCCCUGACCUCAAUAUGCUGCCUGACCCUCUAAGCGACGAGGAGAAUCAGGGAAUUCUGAAGGAGGAAGGUCCUUCUACUGUGGCUGCUACUGUUGAGGUUGUGGAUACCUCCGGCAAGGACAAGGUAAGAAAGAGGAAGAGUUUAUUCGACCGUGUCAUCUAUCCUCAAGAAGAAGAAGAAGUCGGGAGAAGAAGAUCCUGCUGCUGCUGA
Sphenostylis stenocarpa is the source of this 339-nucleotide messenger RNA. NCBI's taxonomy places the organism in Eukaryota, Viridiplantae, Streptophyta, Magnoliopsida, Fabales, Fabaceae. The record is from the annotation of a GenBank genome assembly.